Megalops cyprinoides (Indo-Pacific tarpon) is the source of this 6284-nucleotide messenger RNA. It is a transcript of the gene slka, whose product is annotated as STE20-like kinase a. Gene Ontology annotation, biological process: protein phosphorylation. Gene Ontology annotation, molecular function: protein serine/threonine kinase activity; ATP binding. The transcript is spliced from 19 exons. The coding region runs from base 827 to 4267 and encodes 1146 amino acids. The record is from RefSeq and is a predicted model, not a curated record. Lineage: Eukaryota; Metazoa; Chordata; Actinopteri; Elopiformes; Megalopidae.
AGCCGCUAUCCUCACUCUAACGAAGUUGCGUCCAGACGCGGAAAAGCUGUCCUCCCUGCUGAACCAUGAGUGGAAAUUGAAAACAUCGCGUUUGUUUUUGUGAGAAAGGGCAUCCGUUUUAUGGAAUCCGUGGCUCCCCGAGACUUUGGUGGUCUUUUUUCCUGUUUCCGUAACGAUUAAAAAAAAGGAGUGCCUCUGUCUAUUACCUUGAGCGGUCGGGCCGAAACUCCCUGGUUAUGCGCGUCUUUCUAAGGAGUUCUGCUACCGCCUCCCUGCACUUCUGCUUUGACAGUCCACGGACGUACAAAACGGCAACAUAUUUAAUCAAGCGUUUCGAUCCAUUUUUCAAUCGCAUGGAUGACGACGUGCGGACCUGAAGGGCUUCUGUGACUUGCGUUACAUUCCUCUUUUUCGCUUGUAUCGAACCGUUUUGACCUACCGGAUUUCACACAAAUGUUGCCGGCCAUAAUAGCGUUAACGUUACGCACUGGACAGCUGAAUGAAUAUAGCUAGCUAACGUUAGCUAAGUUAGCUAGCAUUGUAAUUUUGUGAUCGCCGGGUUUUUCACUUGUAUUUAGCGGUGCGGAUAAAGAUGUAUACUUGUGACUAGCUAAAGUUGGCUAGCUAGUUAAUCACACGGAGUAGUUAGCUGUUUUGUGUUCACUUUUAAGAGCCGGAGGGAUAGCUGCACAGCUAGCUAGUGAGCUAGCUAAGCACUCAAGCCAGCUAUUUGAGUGUUAUUCAGUAGUUACCUAAUAAUAUUGGUCUCUGGCGUGAAACCACGCCGUGUGUCUUUCUAGCUGGUGAUCACUUCUUCAGGUCGACAAUGUCGUUUUUUAAUUUUCGCAAAAUAUUUAAACUGGGGGCAGACAAGAAGAAAAAACAGUAUGAACACGUUCACAGGGAUGUGAAUCCGGAGGAAGUCUGGGAGAUUAUUGGUGAACUGGGAGACGGAGCCUUUGGAAAAGUGUACAAGGCUCAGAACAAACAGACGGGGAUCCUGGCUGCAGCGAAGGUGAUUGACACGAAGUCGGAGGAGGAGCUGGAGGACUACAUGGUGGAGAUCGAUAUCCUGGCCUCCUGUGAUCACCCCUACAUAGUGAAGCUGCUGGAUGCCUUCUACUACGAGAGUAAACUGUGGAUUCUGAUCGAGUUCUGUGCCGGGGGGGCGGUGGACGCGGUGAUGUUGGAGCUGGAACGGCCUCUGACAGAGCCGCAGAUCCGGGUGGUGUGUAAGCAGACCCUGGAGGCCCUCAUUUACCUCCACGAGAACAAGGUGAUCCACAGAGACCUCAAAGCUGGGAACAUCCUCUUCACCCUGGAUGGAGACAUCAAGCUGGCUGACUUUGGCGUGUCUGCUAAGAAUACCAAGACACUACAGAGGAGGGACUCAUUCAUUGGGACGCCUUACUGGAUGGCUCCGGAGGUGGUGAUGUGUGAGACCUCCAAAGACCGGCCGUAUGACUACAAAGCGGACAUCUGGUCCCUGGGCAUCACCCUGAUUGAGCUGGCGCAGAUCGAGCCCCCGAACCACGAGAUGAACCCCAUGAGAGUGCUGCUGAAGAUAGCCAAGUCCGAGCCCCCCACCCUGAUGCAGCCGUCGCGGUGGUCUCCAGAGUUCAGUGACUUUCUGAGGAAAGCCUUGGAUAAGAAUGUGGACAACCGGUGGAGCCCCACCCAGCUCCUCCAGCAUCCCUUUGUCACCAGCGUGAAUGAUAACAGGCCUCUUCGAGAGCUGAUCGCGGAGGCCAAAGCAGAAGUCACCGAGGAGAUCGAGGAAGGCAAAGAGGAAGAGGAAGAGGAGGAGCCCGAGCCUCAGCUGCUGGUACCAGGACACAAGCGGGCACCUUCAGAUGCCAGCAUCGGGAGCUCCGAGGAUGAAAAGAUCUCCCAGUCCACCUCCAUCCUGGAGUCCGUCACGGAGAAGAUGGAGCCCGAUCUCACGGAGGACAGGACCAGCGACAAGCUGUCCGAUGAGGGCAUCGGCACCAGCGAGGUGGACAGAUCCGAGAACGACAAACUGAACGAGGUCAGCGCCCCAGACGCCUGCGACGAGGAGACCGUGAACAGGGAGGCCCCGGCUGCCGAGAGCAAAGAGGAGGACACACCGGAGGUGCCGAGCGCGCCAAAGGAAGAGGGUGUCAAACCAGAGGAGUCUGUGCCAGCGGGCGUGGCAGGAGAGGAGGAGAAGGAGGAGGAAGAGGAGGAAAAAGAGGUGGAGGAAGAGGAGGAAAAAGAGGUGGAGGAAGAGAAAGAAAAAGAGGUGGAGGAAGAGAAAGAGAAAACGGCACCUGGUCCAGAAAUCCCAACAGAAGGUGGAAAAGAGGGCGUUGUGGAGGAGGAGGCUGAAAGCCAGCCCAAAAGCGAAGAACAGGAGGCUGUUGAGCCUCUUAGACCUGAGGAGCCAGAGGACAAACCCAUUGAAGGUCCCUUGGCAGAGGCUAGUGCUAAGCCUGAGGAGGAGAAGGCUGAGGAACCGGCUGCUGGGGAGAAGCCAGCAGAGAAGGAGGCCGAAGCAAAGGAGCCAGAGGCAGCGGAAAGCUCCGAUGAAGUCCCGAAAGAGGCCAAGGACAUUGCUGAGCAGCCUUCCCAGGAGCCACCCAGCGAGAAUGCCGAGCCAGCCAAGCUCACUGUGACUGAGCCUGAGGAGACCCCAGCAGAGGUCACGCCAGCACCGCCCCCUGCUGGCGAGAAGGAGAAGGUGGAGGUGGAAGAGAAAGCGAAGGAGACGGAGGAAGAGAAAUCCGAACCUUCCGUCACAGCUCCCGAGAAGGUGGCAGAGAAAGAAAAAGAGAAGGACUCUGACUCGGGGAGCAGCUCUGCGGCCGACAACAACAGCAUCGACCUGAACCUGUCCAUCUCCAGCUUCCUCACCAAGAACAAGGAGACAGGCUCCGUCUCUGUGCAGGAGGCCAAGCGGCAGAAGAAGACCCUGAAAAAGACCCGCAAGUUCAUGGUGGACGGAGUGGAGGUCAGCGUCACCACGUCCAAGAUCGUCACGGACAACGAUACCAAAAAUGAGGAGAUGAGAUUCUUGAGGCGGCAGGAGCUUCGCGAGCUGAGGCUGCUGCAGAGGGAGGAGCAGAGGGCCCAGCAGCAGCUCAGCAACAAGCUGCAGCAGCAGAAGGAGCAGAUCUUCCGCCGCUUCGAGCAGGAAAUGUCGGGUAAGAAGCGCCAGUACGACCAGGAGGUGGAGAACCUGGAGAAGCAGCAGAAGCAGACCAUCGAGCGGCUGGAGCAGGACCACACCAACCGCCUGCGGGACGAGGCCAAGCGCAUCAAAUCGGAGCAGGACAAGGAGCUGUCCAAGUUCCAGAACAUGCUGAAGAACCGCAAGAAGGAGGUGAAACAAGAAGUGGAACUUUCACCCAAACACAUGAGAAAAGAGCUCUUGAAACGUUUAAAGGAAGACCUAUUGCAGACCCAGCAUGGAGAGGAGCAGGAGUUCCUGCAGAAGCAACAGCAGGAGCUGGAUGGAGCCCUGAAGAAGAUCAUUCAGCAGCACAAACACGAGAUCGCCACCAUCGAGCGCGACUGCCUCAACCACAAACAGCAGCUGCUCAGAGCCCGAGAAGCAGCCAUGUGGGAGCUGGAAGAGCGCCACCUGCAGGAGAAACACCAGCUCCUCAAGCAGCAGCUGAAAGACCAGUACUUCAUGCAGAGACACCAGCUGCUGAAAAGGCAUGAGAAGGAAAUGGAGCAGAUGCAGAGGUAUAACCAGAGGCUGAUCGAGGAGAUGAAGAACAGGCAGACGCAGGAGAGAGGCAGGCUGCCCAAGAUCCAGCGCAGCGAGGCCAAGACCCGCAUGGCCAUGUUUAAAAAGAGCCUGCGCAUCACCUCGGCGGGAACGCCCGAACAGGACCGAGAGAAGGUCAAACAGUUUGCAGCCCAGGAGGAGAAGAGGCAGAAGAACGAGAGACUUCACCAGCACCAGAAACAUGAGAACCAGAUGAGGGAUCUGCAGCUUCAGUGCGACGCCAACAUCCGGGAGCUGCAGCAGCUGCAGAACGAGAAGUGCCACCUUCUGAUCGAGCACGAGACCCAGAAGCUGAAGGAGCUGGACGAGGAGCACAGCCAGGAGCUGAAGGAGUGGAGGGAGAAGCUUCGGCCCAGGAAGAAGGCUCUGGAGGAGGAGUUUGCACGCAAGCUCCAGGAACAGGAAGUGUUUUUCAAGAUGAGCGGCGAGUCGGAAUGCCUUAACCCCUCAGCCCAAAGCCGGAUCUCCAAAUUCUACCCCAUCCCCAGCGUGCACUCCUCCGGGUCAUAACGGGACGGGCGGGGCCACGCGGGGACACGCCUCUCUCCUGCCUUUCAUCCUCACCAUGGAAACGACAAUCGGAGCGCUCUCAUUCCGCGGGGCCUCUGGACUAUUACUGGAUCAGGAUGGAAGAACCCCAAAGCCACAGGCUGAGUUUUAUACACGAUGAAGUUACUGAAGUCUGCAUUGACCUUUUUUUUUAUUUUCUUUUUGUGUUUUUGCUUCCUUUCAAUUUUUUUAUAUAAUCAUUUUUGUAAGUUACAUUAAUUUGACAAAAGAAAAUUUCAGUGGUCAAUGAAGUUAGUGUAUUUUUGUCUUUUUUCUUCCUCUGUUCUGGGGCAGUAUUUUCAAAUGCAACGUGCUGACGCUGUUUCUGCUUUAGCAAAAAAUAUUACAGUUACAGUCAUUUUCAGUCAUUACAUGCAAUUUAGAUAUCUUACUCUGCAAAAUAAUCCAGUGCCUAAAAUAAUUUGAUUCUGUGAGUGAGCAGGCUUUUUUUAAAAUUCAGCUUGCUCUGAGACAACUGCUGCUCAGUCUACCCCUGAUGUUAUUUGCACUAAAAGUACCUGGAAAUUUGUACAAAUACCAUAAAAAUAUAUAUUUAACAUACAAGGUGGUGCUUGAAUUAAUUCUGAGGCUAUUGUAUGCCGUUAUAUCUGUAAUAACACAGUAGAAUGUACUUUUGGUAAACUAGGAAGUGCACAUUUGUAAGACGAGUCUGGAGGUCAUGGUUUAUUUUAUAUACAUGUAAUAUAUCAUAGUAGACCAAUAAACUGAUAAACACUCCUGAGAGAGGGUGAAUGAGAGACAGCAUAGCACCGCCUGGGUUUGAAUACUAUUCUCUGAGACUGUUAUCUCAGUACAGUUUGUAUCUGAUACAUCACAUUUACUGCUGUCUUUGUGUGUGUGUGUGUGUGUAUAUAUAUAACAUUAUGGCAGUUCUCUAGGCUUUUUGGUUACAGUUACUCUACAGUUACUUUGUUUUUUGUUUAUUUUUUACUUGGAAAGCAACAUGCCUUUUGAUUUUUUUUUUUUUUUGUUCUUUUUUUAGAUGAACUAAGAUUUUUUUGUUACAGUAAAUUAUCAGUGCAUUUAUGGGGUUCCUUUUGUGUUAUGCAGUUGGUAGAAUUUUUUUUUUCUUCUUUUUCAAAUUGAGGUGUAGAAUCCUGCAGACGAGCAGGUGUGGCAUGUUUGAGGGGCGGAGCACGCAGAAGGUGAUAUCCAGGAACGUAAGCCUUCAGCCAUAUCAUUGCACUACUUCACACCAACUGAUAAUAUGCAGUAAUACGCUGUUGCGUAUUAUUUCUAAGUACAGCCUUCUCAUAUUUCAGCUUUUUACUCCACUCUUCUUCGUCUUUGAGCGUUUGCCCUGCACCUUUCAAAAGACAUUUCAAUAUUUUAAUACCAAAUAUUUUGAGUCUUGGAAGGGGGCUCUGCAUGUCUUUUUUUCAUGGUUACUGUUAGCUCUUAAAGGUAUAUAUGACUUAACACUUUUAUGAUGAUUGUUAGUUAAUCACCUUCAGUUUUCUGAAAUUGAAUAGACAGUGUUGACUCCCUGUGAAAUGUACUCUGUGGUAUUAUGUUGAAACAUUAUUUGUGUUGGACAUUGGUUCUAGUGGGUUUCACGUCACUAGAUUUGGGGUAUAUCACAGGGUAUAUCAUUUUGGGGUUUGCUCCCAUGUUGGUCUGAGGUCAUUUUGAUGCUGCAAGUAAAGUUAACUUUCCAAAUACAUCAUCCAGACUUCACAUUUUUGGGUAGUUAACAAUCUGCUGUUAAGAUCUUCGUUCUAAACUGUAACAAUUGUGGAAGAGUUUUUUCAUGGUAUGAAAAAAACAUACUGUAGACCUUAAAAGGUUGUUCUGUCUGUUGGUGAUUAUAUGUAAAUUUGACUGGUCUUACUGAAAUGUUAUCAUUUUCAUAUUAAACAGGUCCUGUCCAAAACGGGGGGGAAAAAAUUAUCCAUGUACAUCAUACAUUUGAAUGUGUUUAUAAAUCAUCUAUGCCUGAAUGGCUGCAUUCCUUUCA